Molecule: messenger RNA, 2802 nt
Organism: Brugia pahangi
Lineage: Eukaryota; Metazoa; Nematoda; Chromadorea; Rhabditida; Onchocercidae
Source: the annotation of a GenBank genome assembly
AUGCGACAUGAAAAUGAUUCAAAUCCAGUUAUCAUAAAAAUACCAAAUAUGAUAAUUAGUAAGGCACGUUGGUCAUCUGAUGGUUCAAUGAUUGCAAUUUGUGGUUUACAAACAGAUUUAGAAGAUGAAAAAUGUAUGAUACAUUUUAUAACUGCUUAUGGAGAGCCUUUAAGAAAUUUGCUAGUACCAGGACAAGCAAUUACUGAUAUAUCAUGGGAAGGUGAUGGCUUACGACUUUGUGCAGCAGUUGAUAGCCAUUUAUUCUUUGCGAACAUUCGACUCGAUUACAAAUGGGCUUAUUGUGGUCAUACAGUUAUUUAUUCAUAUGAAAGAAUGGAAAGUAAAGAGCACUGCGUGGUAUUUUUUCAAACAAAACUUGAAGAAGCUUAUUUACAAUAUGUCAAACCAAUAGUUGCAUUAGCAUCUUCCAAUGAACAUUGCAUCUUGAUAACACGUGUAGAGAAUCAAAUUGGCCAGUAUCUUAUGCAAAUUUGCAAUGGUAUUGGAACAACAAUCGAUUCCAAAUAUAUUAAUUUAGAGCCAAAAUAUGUGGCAAUGAAUGAUUCUGAAGUUGUAAUUGCAAAUAAUUUAUCAUUUACCAUUUGGCAGUAUAAUAUUCCAUGUGUUAUAAAUAGAGAAAUAAAUGUAAAUGUUGACGAUUCAAUGACAAAUGAUCAAAAGUUAUAUUAUGUUGAUGAAAAUGAUGAAAUUGAUGUCACAUCAUCUAAUAUUAUGCGAGGACGAAUACAACGGCAGAGAGAUGAAAUAUGUGCAAUAGGAAUCUCAAAGGAAUUCAUUCUCGUUUGUCGAAAUUCUGGCGUAGCAAAUUAUUAUUCACUGCCAGAAAUCAAAUUACAAUCAGUUCUUAAUUUGGGUUGUCGAGUUGAAAAAUUAGAAUUGAAUUGUAAUGGAACUCGAAUUGCUGCACUUACUGCUAAAGGAUUAAAAUUAUUUGAAUUACGUGAUAAUAUUGUAGUAUCAUUGUAUCUUGAACGAACUGAUGCAUGGAAUAUUAAGUGGGAUUCGGAAAAAGAUGAUACAAUAGCAGUAAUGGAGAAAGCACGAUUGUAUGUUAUUAGAAAUAAAGAAAUUGAAGAACCAAUUAUUAAUAAUGGUUAUAUUUGCUCAUUUAAAAAUUUGAUCGUUCGUACCGUACUUCUCGAUGAAUUAAUGAAAAAUCCUGACACACCGCAUAAAUCAUUCAUCAUUGAUGUUGAAAUUAAAUUACUUCGAAAUGCGAAAAAUCUGUUAGAGAAGAUGAAAAUUGAUGAAGCAACAGCAUUUAUCGAAAAGAACAAUCAUCCAAAAUUAUGGGCAUUACUAGCUGAGGUAGCAUUAAAACGGUUAGAUACGGUUAUUGCGGAACAUGCAUUCAUAAUGCUGAAGGAUUAUGCCGGAAUACAACUUAUCAAACGGAUUGGUAAUUUACAGAAUGAUGAAUUCAAGAAAGCUGAAGUAGCAACAUUUUAUGGACGUAUUGAUGAAGCGGAAAAAAUUUACAUGGAAAAUGAUCGACGUGAUUUAGCACUUGAACUACGAGAAAAAAUGAAUGAUUGGUUUCGAAUUGUGGAAAUUUUACAACAAAGUAAACAACCAGGUGAUGAUGAAUUAUUGAUGAAAGCAUGGAAUCAUGUUGGUGAUUACUAUGCUGAACGACAGAAAUGGAAACAAGCUGAAAGUUACUAUGAAAAAGGAGAAAAUCAUAAGCAACUGAUUCGAUGCUAUUUGAUGGAUGAUAAUUAUGAUAAAUUGGAAUUAUUAGCAAAACGUUUACCUGAUGGUGAUAAACUUAUCGCUGAAAUUGGUGAAAUUUUCCUAAGCGCUGGCUUAUGUGAACAAGCAGUAGAAUGUUUUGUACGGUGUGAUAUGCUAAAUGAAGCAUUAGAUGCUUGCAUACAAUUAAAUCAAUGGGAACAAGCAGUUCAACUAUCGAAGACAUAUAAUCUUCGCGAUGUUCAUUUAUUACUUAAUCGUUAUGCUGAACAAUUAACUGGAAGUAACGAGAAAACAUUAGCAGCAGCACAACUUUACCGAAGAGCUGGCAAAUAUUUGGAAGCUGCUCGUAUUAUUUUUGAUAUUGCAAAUAAUGAACGUUUAAAACAAGCUGAAGCAUUACGUUUAAAAAAACUUUACGUAAUGGGCGCUCUUCUUAUUGAACAGUAUCACGAACAAAAUAAAUCAGAAAUUGCUAAGGAAUCAGCAAAUAAAUCUGAUGCAGAAAUAGCUCUCAGAGGAUUACUAGAAGUGGACAGUAAAAUUUCGCUUGCUGAUAGUACUAUCAUUGAUAAUGCAUGGCGUGGUGCUGAGGCAUAUCAUUUUUACAUGCUUGCACAUCGUCAACUUUAUAAUGGUGAUAUAAAUAAUGCAAUGAUGACAGCAUUACAUUUAACAGAUUAUGAAGAUCUUAUCGAUCCAGCUGAAAUUUAUUCACUUCUUGCAUUAUCAAGCUGUGCUACACGACAGUUUGCUGUUUGCAGUCGUGCAUUUAUUAAAUUAGAAAAUUUGGAAACAUUUUCUGCAGAUGAAAAGGAAAGUUAUAAAAAACUUGCAAUGAAAAUUUUUACUAAAUAUUCACCAAAAGAUACACAAAUGAAUAAAGUGGAAUGUACGAGUUGUUAUGCACAAAUUCAAGAUUAUUGUCACAUAUGUCCAUCUUGUGACAUCAAAUUUCCCACAUGCAUUGUCACUGGUCGAUCAAUGCUUGUGCAGCAAUUUUGGCUUUGUCCAACUUGUAAACAUCAUGCAUUUGAGGAGGAAAUGAAUUGUUUACAAUUUUGUCCAUUAUGUCAUGCAAAAUUAUAA